Suillus subalutaceus is the source of this 514-nucleotide messenger RNA. RefSeq lists its product as uncharacterized. The transcript has a single exon. Lineage: Eukaryota; Fungi; Basidiomycota; Agaricomycetes; Boletales; Suillaceae. The coding region runs from base 106 to 411 and encodes 101 amino acids. The record is from RefSeq and is a predicted model, not a curated record.
AAUACAGCUGCUCCUCCUUACGAUCCCUUCUUUAGCCUUACACCGAUCAAAUUUCCUCUCUCGAUAUCAUGUUUGGCAACUUUGUCGAAUACGAAAUCGUGCUAAAUGACCUUCCGGUACUUUAGGAGCUUCGAGUUGAUAUGCCGGUCAUUCCUGGUAUUCGCAGGUGCACUCUGCCCCAUCUCUAAACUCUCCACUUUACGCACUCUUGAGUUCAAAGGAAUGGCCGAUUUCGACUUCGACUUCUUACCUGUUCUUAACCCCAUAUGGGCCCUCCUGUCAAAUCUGACACUCGACUCAUACGAGCAAGGCGCUGCAAUGCGCUUGCUCCGUCUAUCUCCCGACCUCUCCUCAUUAACAAAUAUCACUCUUCGGCUUUGCAUGUCGCCUAGAACCAUCCACUCGCACUAACAUCCAAUCCUUGUCCAUCAAAGCUAGCCAAGGUUGGUUUCGUAUCUGUUCAAGGCAGGCUUUACGAGACCCCUCGGUUACUUUUCUUAAUGUACUCACACUC